Molecule: messenger RNA, 2191 nt
Organism: Nycticebus coucang (slow loris)
Lineage: Eukaryota; Metazoa; Chordata; Mammalia; Primates; Lorisidae
Gene: ASIC3
Product: acid sensing ion channel subunit 3
Exons: 12
Coding region: 495-2093 (532 amino acids)
Biological process (GO): sodium ion transmembrane transport
Cellular component (GO): membrane
Source: RefSeq, a predicted model, not a curated record
UAGCCAACCAUUUCUGAUUUAUCUGGCGGGAAAGAAGGCAGUGCUAUCUUUCAGGGUGGAGGCACAGGAAAGACAGAGCAGACUGGUGCUGCAGAGAGGCCAGCCUAGAGAAGGCAGCAGCAGCUCAGGUUAGCUCAGCUCAGCACUGCUGCAGCCCCUGGCUGCCGCGGCUGGCUGCACCCCACCUAGCCCUGGCUGCAGAGCCCCCAGCCCAGUGCUUGGCCCAACGGAGCUACCGCCUAUUCCUGGGGAAGACUCAGCUGGACCAGCCAGGUCACCUCCUCCAAGCCCACAGGCCAGCACCUCCCACCUUGCACCCUUGGGUCCUCUCCCACUCACUCCUCUCCUCUCCUCCCCCUGCCUUACCUGCAGUGGCCCCUGCCUGGCCACGCAAAUCUAUCUCAGCCCUCCCACCCAUCCUCUCUCUCUUUCCAAGCCCCUGUGGCUGGUUACCUGCCCCCAGCCCUUGCAGUGGCUUUCUCCAGGCUCUGGCCAUGAAGCCCCCAGGGCCAGAAGAAACCCAGAAGUCAACCUCAGACAUCUGCGUGUUUGCCAGCAGCUGCACACUGCACGGGCUGGGCCAUGUUUUCAGGCCCGGCGGCUUGACCGUGCGCCGGGGGCUGUGGGCCGUGGCCGUGCUCCUGUCGGUGUCCGCCUUCCUCUACCAGGUGACUGGGAGGGUGCGCUACUACCAGGAAUUCCACCACCAGACGGCCCUGGAAGAGCGAGAAAGCCACCAGCUCACCUUUCCAGCUGUCACCCUGUGCAACAUCAACCCACUGCGCCGCUCACACCUCACGCCCAAUGACCUGCACUGGGCCGGGCCCGCACUGCUGGGCCUGGACCCCGCUGAGCACACAGCCUUUCUGCGCGCCCUGGGCCGGCCUCCCGCGCCACCCGGCUUCAUGCCCAGUCCCACCUUCGACAUGGCGCAGUUCUACACCCGUGCUGGGCACACCCUGGAGGACAUGCUGCUGGACUGCAGCUACCGUGGUCAACCAUGUGGGCCAGAGAACUUCACUACGAUCUUCACCCGUAUGGGGCAGUGUUACACGUUUAACUCUGGCAUUGAUGGGGCAGAGCUGCUCACCACCACCAAGGGUGGUGCCGGCAAUGGGCUGGAGGUCAUGCUGGAUGUGCAGCAGGAGGAGUAUCUGCCUGUGUGGAGGGACAUGGAGGAUAACCUAUUUGAAGUGGGGAUCCGAGUGCAGAUUCACAGCCAGGAGGAGCCCCCCCUGAUCGACCAGCUGGGCUUCGGGGUGGCCCCUGGCUACCAGACUUUCGUGUCCUGUCAGCAACAGCAACUGAGAUUCCUGCCACCUCCCUGGGGCGAUUGCAGUUCCGUUUCUCUGGACCCUGACUUUGAGCCAGAGCCCUCUGAUCCCCUGGGUCACCCCAGCAACAGCAUCAGGCCCAGUCCUCCCUAUACCCUAACGGGGUGUCGCCUGGUCUGUGAGACCCGCUACGUGGCUCGGAAGUGUGGCUGUCGAAUGAUGCACAUGCCUGGCGGCGCUCCAGUGUGCAGCCCCCAGCAGCACAAGAACUGCGCCAGCACAGCUCUGGGCGCCGUGCAGCGGAAGGAUGUGUGCGCCUGCCCCAACCCCUGCGCCAGCACGCGCUACGCCAAGGAGCUCUCCAUGGUGCGGAUCCCUAGCCGCGCCGCCGCCCGCUACCUCGCCCGGAAAUUCAACCGCAGCGAGGCCUACAUCGCGGAGAACGUGCUGGUCCUGGACAUCUUCUUUGAGGCCCUCAACUACGAGACGGUGGAGCAGAAGAAGGCCUACGAAAUGUCGGCAUUGCUCGGCGACAUUGGUGGCCAGAUGGGGCUGUUCAUCGGGGCUAGCCUGCUCACCAUCCUUGAGAUCCUAGACUACCUCUGUGAGGUGUUCCGAGACAGGGUCCUGGGUUAUUUCUGGAACGGAAGGCGCUCCCAAAGGCACUCCAACACCAACCUGCUUCAGGAAGGGCUGGGCAGCCAUGGAACCCAAGUUCCCCACCUCAGCCUGGGCCCCAGGCCUCCCACCCCACCACGUGCUGUCACCAAGACUCUUUCUACCUCCCACCGCACCUGCUACCUCGUCACUCGGCUCUAGACCUACUAUGUCCUCAGGGCCACGCCUUGACAUCCUGGACAUAACCAGCCUGCACAGAACUUUGCCAUCUUCACCCCAAAUAAAGUUCUAAUGCAUCA